UAAGUGGAAAAAGUGAUUUGGUUUCAAUUAACUGAGAGAAGAAUUAAAGCAUUUAUGAGAUGUUCCACUAACUGGAUGAAAGACGAGAGGAAGAGGGAGGAACAGGAGGCGACAAAGGAGGGAGGACCGAGAGGAGGAGAAAGUGAGAGAACCCACGGAGCCCGACGUUCCUCAGCAGUCACUCCACAGCGCGUUCUUCUGGAGGAACACGGAACUCAGGCAGAUUCACCAAACUGACCUUGUGUGGUCUGAAGUGCUCUGAUCUGCCUUCACUCCAAAGCUGAUUCACUGUCGCUCUGGAAAUCACACACACCGUUUCCAAAUGGCCUUUUAAGGUUGUAAAAUCCCCUCUGAGGCUCCGUGAGGGUUCUGCAGGGUCCGAAGCCUCCUCCAGAACCACAGUGGUUUGAGUUGGACCACAGCGAUGGUGAUGGGUCCACGCCUGCCUUGGCUGAAGGGCUCCAGGCCCGGUUCCGGGGCUCCCUGGACCCCGCUGGCUGUGCUGCUGCUCUGCUGUCUGGGCGUCUGCGCUCCUGUCGACUGCCACCGCAACCUGUCCACGCACUCGGCUCUGGACCCGUCCUCCUCCAACUCGUCCCGGGAGCCGGGCGUGCGUCUGGUGUCUCUGCCUCCCUGCCAGAAGGACACCUCCAUCCAAGACGCAUUCAAGUACAUCAACACCGUGAUGUCCUGCCUGAUCUUCGCUGUGGGGGUCAUUGGGAACGCCACCCUGCUGAGGAUCAUCUACCUCAACAAGAGCAUGAGGAACGGCCCCAACGCGCUCAUCGCCAGCCUGGCGCUGGGAGACCUCAUGUACGUCGCCAUCGACAUUCCCAUCAACCUCUACAAGCUGCUGGCAGGACGCUGGCCGUUCGCACACACGGCCUUUGGCCUGUUCCUCUGCAAACUGUUCCCCUUCCUGCAGAAAGCCUCAGUGGGCAUCACCGUCCUCAACCUGUGUGUCCUGAGCGUGGACAGGUAUCGUGCGGUGGCCUCCUGGUCGCGGGUGCAGGGGACGGGCGUUCCCACGGUAACGGUGGUGGAGAUCGCCGUGAUCUGGGUGCUGUCUGCGGUGCUGGCUGUGCCGGAGGCCAUCGGCUUCAACAUGGUCGACUUCGAGUACAAGAACGCGACCAUGACGACCUGCAUGCUGCAGCCGACGACGCCCUUCAUGACUUUCUACCGGGACGCGAAGGACUGGUGGCUGUUCGGCUUCUACUUCUGCGUUCCUCUGGCCUGCUCCGCCUUCUUCUACGGCCUGAUGACCUGCGAGAUGCUCAGACACGAGAAGGGCAGCCUGCGCCUCUCGCUGAGCGAACACCUGAAGCAGCGCAGGGAAGUGGCCAAAGCCGUGUUCUGCCUGGUGCUGAUAUUCGCCCUGUGCUGGUUCCCGCUGCACCUGAGCCGGCUGCUGAAGAGGACCAGCUACAAGCCGCACGACGCACAUCGCUGUGAACUGUUAAAUUUUCUGUUGGUGUUGGAUUAUUUCAGCCUGAACAUGGCAACAAUCAACUCCUGCAUCAAUCCCAUAAUCCUCUACUUCGUCUCCAAGAAGUUCAAAACCUGUUUCAAGUCCUGUCUAUGCUGUUGGUGUUAUUCUGGCUCUCUGUCUAACAGCCUGCUGCCCCUCCACCAUGGGACCAGCCUGCAGUACAAACACACUGAGCACUGAGGGCCAGAGUCUCCAUCAAACUCAGGAAGGACGGGCAACACAGACACAGUGAACCAACAGUAUGUGAACAUUCUGAAACUCACAGCUAUAAAAAGCAGGACCAAAAAAUGCUUGUGAGAAAACAUUUCAUUCAUUCAUUAUAAAACCUGUUUAUAAUUUAAUUAUUUUGUUUUAAAUUAUAGUCAAUGCAUUUCAUAUUGGAUUAUAUAAAUAUAUAUUUUGCUGUUGCUCUCUGUGUCAGAUGAUACAGCAGCUGCGAAUUCUACAAACGAUGGUGGUAUUUAAAUAUUUAGACUCAGCAGUAUUUGAUUUUGUGAUAUUUUAUGUGCUUUUUUGUGGUUUUAAUAAGUUACUGUAUAUAUUUUAACAUUAAUCAAUAAAGUUAC
Betta splendens (Siamese fighting fish) is the source of this 2058-nucleotide messenger RNA. Its product is annotated as endothelin-1 receptor-like. NCBI's taxonomy places the organism in Eukaryota, Metazoa, Chordata, Actinopteri, Anabantiformes, Osphronemidae. The record is from RefSeq and is a predicted model, not a curated record. Gene Ontology annotation, cellular component: membrane. Gene Ontology annotation, biological process: G protein-coupled receptor signaling pathway; vasoconstriction; enteric nervous system development. Gene Ontology annotation, molecular function: endothelin receptor activity. The coding region runs from base 425 to 1672 and encodes 415 amino acids. The transcript has 8 exons.